This is a messenger RNA of Plectropomus leopardus (leopard coralgrouper), 318 nucleotides long. The record is from RefSeq and is a predicted model, not a curated record. NCBI's taxonomy places the organism in Eukaryota, Metazoa, Chordata, Actinopteri, Perciformes, Serranidae.
UAGAUGCUGUCAAAGGGGGCGGAGCUUCCCAGACCGCCGCCCACCCACCCAGAGGAGACAGAGGAGGAGCUUACGGAGACCAAUGACAUGCAGGAGGACGAUGAAGGGGCGGGGCUUCACAGGCUGCAGAAGGAGGGGUCAGAUGACAGCACGCCCUCCUCUGAGCUGCUCGGCGUGCACCUGAGGGGGGAGGAGGAGCACGGGAGCGUGCACGUGAAAGGGGAGAGCACAGAGAGCGAGCUGGACGAAGAGGAGGAGGACGACGACGUGGUCCAGCUGAGGGACGGAGACGAAGAGGAGAGAGGGAGCUACACACAG